This is a messenger RNA of Perkinsus marinus ATCC 50983, 1529 nucleotides long. Its product is annotated as equilibrative nucleoside transporter, putative. The transcript has a single exon. Gene Ontology annotation, biological process: nucleoside transmembrane transport. Gene Ontology annotation, cellular component: plasma membrane. Gene Ontology annotation, molecular function: nucleoside transmembrane transporter activity. Lineage: Eukaryota; Perkinsozoa; Perkinsida; Perkinsidae. The coding region runs from base 1 to 1263 and encodes 420 amino acids. The record is from RefSeq and is a predicted model, not a curated record.
AUGUCUUCCUCCGUUGCGGAUCCUGCUGUCGACGAUAAGCUCAGUUCUGCUGAAGAAAAAAAGGUCGUCAUCGAGGCCAGAGUUGACUGGUGGCUCAAAACCCAGUUUUGCAUCAUUGGCUGUGUCUCCCUCCUCGGAUGGAACUUCAUCCUAGGGGAGUUGGGUACCUUAAUCGAUGCAUUCGGUGCCUCCUAUGGAACUUGGGUAUCCAUGUUCUACUCUCUGUUCAUCAACAUAGGGCAGCUGCUGCUUGUGUACAUCGGUAACCGAUUCAAGUUCGGUCCCCGGUUCUACAUUGGCUGUGUUGGUAUGGGGGUCUCUAUGAUGGUCAUUGCCGUGUGCGCCAUCACCUUCGGCAGAGUCAACCACGUGGCUGGCUUCGCGUGUGGGUGCAUCCUCAUCGCCAUCUUCGGUUUCUCCAAUGCCCUUAUGGAGUCCUCGAUGUUUGGGUUAGCAGCCCUUGUGACUGCUGAUUGUACCAAAUGGAUUAUGAUAGGUGAAGGCUUUGCAGGUCUCCUCGCUUGGCCUGUCAAUAAAUUGUGUCAAGUCAUCGUGGAGGCGGCCGGGGCUGACGAUUCUACCAACAUGAUGUAUAUACGAAUGGUUGUAUUCUACUUUGUUGGUAUGCUUGGUAACUUGGCAAUCAUUCCUAUGUACAGAUAUGCAAUGGAACCCCAUCCCUACAUGAUCAGUGUUCUGAAGAUCCAACAGGAUCGUGUGAAGUUCCAGCUAAAGAAGGCUAUGAAACGUCCUGUUGGGCAAGUAAUCAAAGACAGUCUCCCACAGGCCUUCAACGUCUGGCUCAACUUCGUCAUAACUUUCACUACUUUCCCGUGGCUGAUAUACGAGAUGACCCCAUCGUCUCUGAGCGUUGGAUCUUUCGGUCAGCUGAUGACAUAUUGUUAUCAGGUCUUCGACACGGUUGGUAGGUUUUCUCCCGACAUGAGGAUCAGGCUUGGGAAGAGGGCUACACGUUAUGCUUGUCUCGGACGAAUUAUUUUUAUUCCUUUGAUGUUCCUCUGUGUGCACAUUUCCGCCCCUCCGUUCGAGGAUGAUUGGUUCCGAUUCAUCAUCAUGGCCUUGAUAGCAGCCUCCAAUGGCUGUGUCGCGACUUGGUGUAUGAUUCAUGGGCCCACUCAGGUGGAUCAAAAUGAGAAAGAAGAGCUCGAAAUCGCUGGUUAUGUGAUGGCGUUUGCUCUUGUUUUCGGUAUAUUUACUGGCUCUGUAAUUGCUAUCAUUAUCCAGCAAAGUGCCUACAUUUAAAGGUACUCGCUGUUUUCAAUGUGUGUCAUUUUCAUGUUAUUUUCUAUGCUUGAAAGAGCAAGUACUCCAUGCUGUGAGUUUGAAUCAUAUGUCGUUACGUGGAACAUGCUUUUACAAUAUAAACACAAGUAUUGUUGUGAGUGUACAGUGAAUAUUGUAUUUUUCUCUAUUACGUAGUUAAUAAAAGUUGUUCGCCUAAUUACUCUAUAAGGGUUGUCCUACACUGACUCGUGUAAUCGCGGUGUCUAGUUGAGACAGCUCGUACU